This is a messenger RNA of Anopheles coustani, 2652 nucleotides long. RefSeq names its product ionotropic receptor 25a (gene Ir25a). NCBI's taxonomy places the organism in Eukaryota, Metazoa, Arthropoda, Insecta, Diptera, Culicidae. Bases 16 to 2652 code for a protein of 878 amino acids. Gene Ontology annotation, biological process: synaptic transmission, glutamatergic; monoatomic ion transport; modulation of chemical synaptic transmission. The transcript is spliced from 9 exons. Gene Ontology annotation, cellular component: postsynaptic membrane; plasma membrane. The record is from RefSeq and is a predicted model, not a curated record. Gene Ontology annotation, molecular function: transmitter-gated monoatomic ion channel activity involved in regulation of postsynaptic membrane potential; glutamate-gated receptor activity.
GGCCUUUCGGUCGACAUGAUGUACGUGGAAGGCAAUCGCACCGACUCCAAGGAUCUACUGCAAGCGUUGUGCGCAAAGUAUGGCGAGUCACUAACCAAUAAUCGGCCACCGCAUUUACUGCUCGAUACCACCUUGACCGGCGUAUCGUCCGAAACGGUCAAGUCAUUCAGUCUGGCGCUCGGCAUUCCUACCGUAUCGGCAUCUUUCGGACAGGAGGGUGAUUUACGCCAAUGGCGAGAUUUAAGCCCAGCAAAACGCGGCUAUUUACUGCAGGUUAUGCCACCGGCAGAUAUGAUCCCACAAGUUAUUCGAUCCAUCAUCAUUUAUAUGAACAUUACAAACGCCGCCAUCUUGUACGACAAUACCUUCGUGAUGGACCACAAGUACAAGGCACUCCUACAGAAUAUUCCGACCCGGCACGUCAUCACCGGCAUAGCAGAUGAUCGCGACCGUGCCGGUCAGAUAGAGAAGCUACGGAACUUGGACAUUAACAACUUUUUUGUCCUUGGGUCACUGGCGUCCAUCAAACAGGUGUUGGAAUCGGCGAAGAAUGAAUACUUUGAGCGUAACUUUGCUUGGCACGUCAUCACCCAAGAACAGAAGGACCUCACGUGCAACGUGGAAAACGCGACCAUCAUGUUUUUGCGCCCGAUGUCGGACAGUUCCAGUAAGGAUCGUUUGGGCAGCAUCCGGACCACCUACAAUCUGAAACAAGAGCCACAAAUUACUGGUUUCUUCUACUUCGACCUGACACUUCGCGCGCUAAUAGCGAUCAAGAACAUCCUUCAAUCCGGAUCCUGGCCGUCCAACAUGAAGUACAUCACGUGUGAAGACUACGAUGGUACCAACACACCGAACCAUACCAUCGAUCUGAAGACGGCGUUCGUGGAAGUGACGGAGCCGACCACCUUCGGACCCUUCGAGAUUCCCAAGGGAGGUAAAAUUCCCUUCAAUGGCAACACCUACAUGAAGUUCGACAUGGAUAUCAACGCGGUGACGAUCCGGGCCGGAGCAUCGGUGAACACACGCAAUUUGGGCACGUGGGAGGCGAGCCUUGCCGCACCGAUCAAUGUGGCAAACGAGGCGGAAAUAAAGAACCUAACGGCCGACGUGGUGUACCGAGUGUAUACGGUCGUGCAAGCACCGUUCAUUAUGCGCGAUCCGACGGCUCCCAAGGGCUUCAAGGGGUACUGCAUUGAUUUGCUGAACAAGAUUGCCGAGAUUGUCGAGUUUGACUACGAGAUCCGCGAAGUCGAGGACGGAAAGUUUGGCAACAUGAACGAGAAUGGCGAAUGGAAUGGGAUCGUGCGCAAGCUGAUCGACAAACAGGCGGACAUAGGACUUGGCUCGAUGUCGGUGAUGGCCGAGCGGGAGACGGUGAUUGACUUUACCGUUCCGUACUACGAUCUCGUGGGCAUCAGCAUCAUGAUGCAGCUGCCGAGCACACCCAGUUCGCUGUUCAAGUUUUUGACCGUCCUCGAGACGAACGUGUGGCUCUGCAUUCUGGCGGCCUACUUCUUCACAAGCUUUCUGAUGUGGAUCUUCGAUCGCUACAGUCCGUACAGCUACCAGAACAACCGGGAAAAGUACAAGAACGACGAUGAAAAACGCGAAUUCAACAUCAAAGAGUGUCUCUGGUUCUGCAUGACCUCGCUGACACCCCAGGGUGGUGGGGAAGCACCGAAAAAUCUCUCCGGUCGCCUAGUGGCAGCCACAUGGUGGUUGUUCGGGUUUAUUAUAAUUGCUUCAUAUACGGCCAAUUUGGCGGCGUUUCUUACUGUGUCGCGUUUGGAUACUCCCGUCGAAUCAUUGGACGAUCUCUCGAAACAGUAUAAAAUCCUAUACGCUCCACUAAACGGAUCUUCGGCGAUGACAUACUUCCAGCGUAUGGCAGACAUUGAGAGGAAAUUUUACGAGAUCUGGAAAGAGAUGUCUUUGAAUGAUUCGCUAACGGCCGUUGAACGAUCGAAGCUUGCCGUCUGGGACUACCCGGUGAGUGACAAAUACACCAAGAUGUGGCAAGCUAUGCUCGAGGCCGGUCUCCCGAACAGUCUCGAGGAAGCAGUGCAGCGUAUUCGCAACUCAACGUCCGCGUCUGGAUUUGCGUUUCUGGGUGAUGCGACCGAUAUUCGCUACCAAGUGCUGACCAACUGCGAUCUUCAAAUGGUAGGGGAGGAGUUUUCCCGCAAACCUUACGCAAUCGCUGUCCAGCAGGGAUCGCCACUGAAAGAUCAGUUCAAUAAUGCCAUCCUGAUGCUUCUCAACCGACGGGAAUUGGAAAAGUUAAAGGAGCAAUGGUGGAAAAACGAUGACGUUCAGAACAAGUGUGAAAAGCCGGACGAUCAAUCGGACGGUAUUUCUAUUCAGAACAUCGGUGGCGUGUUCAUCGUUAUUUUCGUUGGUAUUGGGAUGGCCUGCAUAACGCUCCUGUUUGAGUUCUGGUACUAUAAGUAUCGCAACAAUGGUAAGAUUAUUGACGUCAUUGAAUCAACCGAUCACCAACAUCAUGGUUCCACCAUUAAACAUGUGCGUCCGGCCGGGAAGCUCAUCAAGCAGGACUCAUUGAAGGACGCAACUAAAGGGCAAACCUACCAAAACCUUCGGACGCGCACUUUGAUGCCGAAUCUGAGUAAAUUUCAGCCUAGGUUCUGA